This is a messenger RNA of Cynocephalus volans (Philippine flying lemur), 913 nucleotides long. Its product is annotated as histone H2B type 1-M. Gene Ontology annotation, molecular function: DNA binding; structural constituent of chromatin; protein heterodimerization activity. Bases 135 to 515 code for a protein of 126 amino acids. Gene Ontology annotation, cellular component: nucleosome. The transcript is spliced from 2 exons. The record is from RefSeq and is a predicted model, not a curated record. NCBI's taxonomy places the organism in Eukaryota, Metazoa, Chordata, Mammalia, Dermoptera, Cynocephalidae.
ACACUAAAAUAACCCAAUCAGAAACGAAAUCUUAUUAACUUCAUUUGAAUACCGUAUCUAUAAAUGAGUGUGGACUCUGCCACGGUGGUUAUUUCCCCAAGUGUUUGAUAUAGUGUAUAAUCUUUAGCGCAACGAUGCCUGAACCUACCAAGUCUGCUCCUGCUCCGAAGAAGGGUUCCAAGAAGGCGGUGACCAAGGCGCAGAAAAAGGACGGCAAGAAGCGCAAGCGCAGCCGCAAGGAGAGCUACUCCGUGUACGUGUACAAGGUGUUGAAGCAGGUCCACCCCGACACCGGCAUCUCGUCCAAGGCCAUGGGCAUCAUGAACUCCUUCGUGAACGACAUCUUCGAGCGCAUCGCGGGGGAGGCGUCGCGGCUGGCGCAUUACAACAAGCGCUCGACCAUCACCUCCAGGGAGAUCCAGACGGCCGUGCGCCUGCUGCUGCCCGGGGAGCUGGCCAAGCACGCCGUGUCCGAGGGCACCAAGGCCGUCACCAAGUACACCAGCUCCAAGUAAAUCUGUCAAGGGAGAGAGAUGAAUGCAGAGAAGAAAUGAAUUCAUAAAGUAACUGAAAAUAUGAGUCUGUACAUAGCAGUUACGAAGCAUGAAAACUGAUUUGCCUGAGAAUGAUUGACUAGUAUGUAUAUCCAAAUCCAACCCAUCCUGGUUUGCUGCACUUUGAUUCAUCAAAAGGAGAUCAUUACCUGAAUGGAAGAGACUAAACAAGUUGUUUUAGCUUUUUCACUUUAUUUUUUGUUUGAGUGAUAAAAAUGGAAUGUAAUUCUGUUACAGGCCUACUUACUGGGAGUCCACUAUUUACCAUGGACUACCUUUGCAAGGAAAAGUCUGAAUGAGAGGAUGGCAAAGUCUGUAAAUGAAAUGUUAUCAUUAAUAAAAUCUGUAAAGCAUUGGAA